Molecule: messenger RNA, 759 nt
Organism: Metarhizium brunneum ARSEF 3297
Lineage: Eukaryota; Fungi; Ascomycota; Sordariomycetes; Hypocreales; Clavicipitaceae
Gene: Alkbh6
Product: Alpha-ketoglutarate-dependent dioxygenase
Cellular component (GO): nucleus
Source: RefSeq, a predicted model, not a curated record
AUGGCAACAAACCAAGUCUCACUGCCGCCUUCGCUAGAAGAUGCCAGGAUACAUGGCCUGCCGUCCGCGGCUUAUUAUAUUCCCGACUUCAUCAGCGAGGAGGAAGAGCACUUUAUACUCGGCAAAAUUGCUGGCGCCCCGAAGCCUAGGUGGAAACAACUCACUCAUCGUAGACUGCAAACCUGGCCGUCCGACCUUGUCCAGAACAGAUUGCUCGACUCUCCUCUUCCUGAGUGGCUCGAGAAUCCAGUAGUGUCCCGAAUCUUGUCCCUCUCCACCGUCAAAUCCGACGGCGGCUCCAAGCCCGGCCCCGACCUCGAGGCAGAACACAUCUUUGCUCAAAGCCCGCAUCGACGACCGAACCACGUCCUCAUCAACGAGUAUCCGCCUGGCGAUGGCGCUGCAUAUUGGCCUGUCGUGUGUACCGUCAGCCUCGGGGCCAGUCUCUGCCUCAACCUGCACCGGAACAGAGACGACGGUGCUCUAGAUCCAGUCCCCGCAUGGAGAAUUCUCCAGGAACCUCGUAGCCUGCUCAUCACAACAGAUGACUUAUACACGGACUACUUGCACGGCAUUGCGGAUAUUGAAGAAGACCUCGAUCUGUCUGCAGAUACUAUAGUAAACUGGUCAACGCUACGAUGCUCUCAGCAAUUUGCAGAUGGGCGCAAUGUACGCCAGACAAGGACCAGCCUAACCUACCGAGACGUCCUCAAGGUGUCAAGGAUGGGGAACAAGCUUGGCAUGUUCUCCAGACGGUAG